AUGGCACGAACCACAAGAAGCUCGGCCGCAAAGGCCCAGGCUGUGCACGUACUACCCGUCCACGAUAACGAGCCAGUACAACUUUCCAGCCCACCACCAACGCCAGAGGCACGCAAUCCCCGAAAGAGGAAAGCAGUCAAAGAGGAAAACUCUCCACGUAUUAAGACCAAGGAUCCAUCCCCCACACGUAGGAACAACAAGCGCACCAAGACAUCUGCAGUAAAACAAGAGGACGCCAACGAACUUCCACAUAACCUCGGUGCUAUUCCUGAAAUUGCUAUCAAGCAAGAAGAUGGUGACAAAAAAGCUUCAAAGAACACCAGAAAGCCCGCCAAGCACACGACCCCUAAGAAAGAGAAGGCUGAAACCCUUGUCUCCAAAGCAGCCACGACGAGCGAUGAAGCCCCGAAGAAAAAGGGCAAGGGCAAAACUGGUGGCUACGGCCUCACGCCUGGGCAGACACCCUACCCAAAUUACCCUCAUCCAACUGCGGAAGAGUGUGAGGAAGUCACGCGUAUCCUCUCAAAGGUGCAUGGAAAGGUAGAGGCUCCAAAGACGAUUCCUGCUCCAUCACUUGAUGUAUCUGGCUGUGGAGAAGUUCCGUCUGUCCUAGAUGCUCUUAUCCGUACUCGUCUUUCUGCUGCAACGUCUGGCACCAACUCGUCGCGCGCUUUUGCUGGUCUUGUCGCCAAAUUCGGCGUUCUGAAAGAAGGCAUUGGCAAAGGCAGCGUGGAUUGGAACAAGGUCCGCCAGGCAGAUCAAAAAGAAGUAUUCGAAGCCAUCAAGAGUGGUGGACUUGCAGACGUGAAGAGCAAAGACAUUAAGAAAAUUCUACAGAUGGUGUGGGAGGAGAACCAAGCACGGCGCCAGGAACUGCUAUCUUCUGGUAAAGCAGCUGGUUCCGCUAAUGAGGCCGAAGAAGAUAAGCAUGCAGAGAUCGAAAAGGCGAAGCAGAAUAUCAUCUCUCUGGACCACCUGCACCAGCUCUCAACCGAUGACGCUUUUGAUGCCCUCACAAAAUACCCUGGCAUCGGACCAAAGACGGCAUCGUGUGUGCUUCUUUUCUGCCUUCAACGACCUUCAUUCGCCGUCGAUACACACGUCUUUCGACUCUGCAAGUGGCUCGGAUGGGUACCUGCAACGAGUGAUCCUGCGGGCCUGGCUCCAGGCGCAAAAGGCGCAUUCGCUGGACCAACACGCAACUCGACAUAUGCUCACUGUGAAGUCAGAGUGCCCGACCAUCUGAAGUACCCGUUACAUCAGCUACUCAUCAAGCACGGAAAGACAUGCCCGAGAUGCCGAGCGAUCACUGGCGAGAGCAGCGAAGGAUGGGACGAGGGUUGCCCAAUCGAACAUCUAGUGCAGAGGACUGGUGGGCGUAAGGGUGAUGGUGCAAGCCCAGUAAAAGGUGGAAGUACAAAGAAGGUGAGGCCAAAGAAGAAGAUCGUUGAGGAAUACGAGAGCGACGCUGAAAGCAGUGGUGCGAGCGACGCUGAAAGCAGUAUCCUAAGCGACAUAGUGAGUGAUGCAGAGGUGGAGCAUUCCGAGCAAGAAGAUUUUGAAGUCGAGGAUUGA
Messenger RNA from Exserohilum turcica Et28A, 1575 nucleotides. RefSeq lists its product as uncharacterized. Bases 1 to 1575 code for a protein of 524 amino acids. NCBI's taxonomy places the organism in Eukaryota, Fungi, Ascomycota, Dothideomycetes, Pleosporales, Pleosporaceae. The record is from RefSeq and is a predicted model, not a curated record. The transcript has a single exon. Gene Ontology annotation, molecular function: catalytic activity. Gene Ontology annotation, biological process: base-excision repair.